Molecule: messenger RNA, 999 nt
Organism: Symbiodinium necroappetens
Lineage: Eukaryota; Dinophyceae; Suessiales; Symbiodiniaceae
Source: the annotation of a GenBank genome assembly
GCUCCCGAGGCCGUUAAAGAAGUUUCAGCCGGAGCAGGUUCUUCGGCUUUCGUUCCCAAGCGGCGGCGAGUAUCUACUACACCUGUCCGAGAGCCCAUGGAAGUCGUUGUGGAUGUCUACGCAGUGGCAGGGGCCGGGCAUCUCGUGAACGCUGCGUUUGAUCCGGAUGAAGCAGUCUAUCUCAUCCAGUUCAGAGACCCGUCGCCCAAACCGAAUGUGUUUUUCAAGAUGCUGGAUGCUCUUACCGAAUUUUUGCGGUCAGACAUGUUACCCGAUUUCGGACCCGAUUUGGACACGUUGGUCCAGCUCACGAACAGGACCGAUCAAGACCUCUCUGGAGUCCUGGGCUCCUGGCCAGUGGGACAAGUGUCGACAGCAGCAGAGGCGUCAAGUGCUAUGUCCAUCACUGCAGCCGCUCCGCCGCAUUCGAAUGGCCACAUCACAGUGCAGGCCUUCCCUGGAACCGGAGAUGCGCAGCACCGCUGUCGGCUCGUCGUUAGUGGAAAUACGUUUCCACUUCGGGACGUCCUUGUCAGUUGGGAGCGUACGCAGAGCGGUGAUCGUGUUAUCGAGAUAAGCUCCAGCGAUGCACCGGCGUUGGAUGAGUUGGCGUUGCUGGCAAAAGUGUUUCAUGUGCUGCGGAUGGAGCCAGGGACCGAGAGUUUUGAGACGGCGCUGCAGCUGCGAUUGAAGCCGUUGGUGCCAGGCAGAGAUGCUGGGACACAUGCGACGUGGACAGGUGCGCGUGGAGUCGCGCCGCACCGUGUAUGUGGCAACCAGGCUUUCACAGGAGGUGCGGACUUCACAGCGAAGGCAACAGCAGAUGCUUCGCUGAAGCGCCAGCGUGCUGCACAGCAAGAUGCUUUGACGAACAUGAACACGGAUUUGGUCGCGUCUUUGGUGCAACUACGUGGGGCGGGGGGCUCCGCGAAGGCGCAACGUCGAGAUGCGCGGCUCGGCACGGUAGAUGGUUAUUCACACAUAACAUUGCGUAAGUAA